Panicum hallii is the source of this 1602-nucleotide messenger RNA. Its product is annotated as protein PIN-LIKES 7-like. NCBI's taxonomy places the organism in Eukaryota, Viridiplantae, Streptophyta, Magnoliopsida, Poales, Poaceae. The record is from RefSeq and is a predicted model, not a curated record. The transcript is spliced from 11 exons. Gene Ontology annotation, biological process: endoplasmic reticulum to cytosol auxin transport. Gene Ontology annotation, cellular component: membrane. Bases 129 to 1373 code for a protein of 414 amino acids.
UUGUCUUCUUUCAGCUCUCUCCUGAUCCUGAAGUUGCAGGCAUUCGGAUCGUUGACUCAUUUCAUUUCUUCCUGCAAAUAUCACUGGAACAGCACAAACACUGGCAGGCAAAAUCUGAGGCUUCCAAGAUGAGGUUCUGGUCUCUGCUCAUCGUGGCAUGGCUGCCGGUUCUGCAGGUCCUCCUCGUAGGAUUGCUUGGAGCUCUUCUCGCAUCCAAUCGUUUCAACGUUCUCACAUCUGAUGCUCGAAGGAGCAUCAAUAAGAUUGUUUAUAUUGUCUUCGUUCCAUCGCUCGUCUUCUCUAGCUUGGCGAGCACUGUCACGCUCAAGGACAUCAUCUCUUGGUGGUUCAUGCCAGUGAACAUGGGCAUCAUAUUUCUGAUUGGAGCAGUUCUAGGAUGGGUGUCUGUCAAAGCCUUCAGACCUGGAGAACAUCUUCAGGGACUCGUCAUUGCUUGUUGCUCAUCAGGUAACUGGGGCACUAUCCCUUUGAUGAUUGUUCCAGCAAUUUGCAACGAGGAGGACAAUCCCUUUGGGGACGCCAAUACCUGCAACUCUCUUGGUCUCUCCUAUGUCUCGUUAUCAAUGGCGCUCGGAAAUUUCUACAUAUGGACGCACAGCUACAGUGUCAUGAAGAGAUCCGCUAAACUGUACAGGGCAAAAUGCAAGAAUCAUCACGCUCGGACUGACACGAGCAAAGAACAUUUGGGUCAAGGUGCAACUGAUGAUUAUGUGGCUUUUGUUCCACCGACUUCUGAAAUUUUUUCAGACGAUGUUGGCAACUCCAUUAUUUCCCCGUUGCCUCCAAAUGAUGCUAGAGCUAGCUUCUUGAGUCGCUACUUGAGAGCGGCAAAGGAUUUAUUGGUAGAAGUACUGAUAGAACUGUGGUCACCACCAAGUAUAGCUGCGCUCGUGGGGUUCACUGUUGGCACAAUAGACAAGAUGAAGUCACUUGUUACGGAAGAAGGUUACCCUCUUCGGGUAAUCCAAGAUUCAACCACAUUACUAGGAGAUGCUACAAUUCCAUGCACCGUGCUGAUCCUCGGUGGAAACCUAACAAAAGGGAUAGGCAAGACGGUGGUCGAGCCUAUUGUGGUGAUAUCGAUCAUUGUCAUACGCUACAUCGUCCUCCCUGCCUGCGGCAUCGGCGUCGUCACCGCAGCCACCAAGCUUGGGUUCCUACCAAGAUCUCCCCUGUACCGCUAUGUGCUCCUGUUGCAGUCCACAGUUCCUCCAGCCAUGAGCAUUGGCACAAUAGCUCAGCUGUUUGACGUUGGGGAAGAGGAGUGCUCUAUCAUCUUCCUGUGGACGCACCUGGUUGCUGCCUUGGCUCUCACGCUUUGGUCGACGGUGUUCAUGUCGCUUGUGCUGUGAGCUACCAGUAUUGAAUCCAGCUUGAUGCAGAUACGAUGACAGAGACAAAUUAGGAACAGGAAAUGUACCGUCGCCAAUUUAAUUUUGGAGUAAUGGUAAACAUCAGCAUGAUUUGGCCAUGCAAAAUAAUGUUUGCUUUCCAUGUAAGUGAAUGCAUCGUUACAUAACAAUUCUUUCACGUGAACAUACAACAGCUCUUUCACAUUAACAAAAUAUAGCGAUGUAUUCA